Molecule: messenger RNA, 932 nt
Organism: Oppia nitens
Lineage: Eukaryota; Metazoa; Arthropoda; Arachnida; Sarcoptiformes; Oppiidae
Product: kelch-like protein diablo
Exons: 9
Coding region: 20-910 (296 amino acids)
Molecular function (GO): protein binding
Source: RefSeq, a predicted model, not a curated record
UAGUUUAACUAAUUAUUUGAUGGCUGAAAAUAUUGGACAACAAAAUCAAACAUUUAUUACAGAUACUAAUAAAUGUAUUUAUUUGUGUGGAGGGGUUGUUAAUAAUCAAUAUAAACAAAAAUGUAUAAAAUAUGAUGAAAAUCGAGACGAUUGGCAACCAAUUAGCGAUAUGAUUUAUCAGCGAUUAGAUUUUAGCUUGAUAGCUAGUAAUAAUAAACUAUAUGCAAUUGGAGGAUAUAAUGUAACCGUUGUUGGUGGUAAUGAAUUAAAAACAAUAGAAACUUAUGAUCCUAGAUCAAAUACAUGGCAAUUAUCGAAACCCUUAAUUCUAAAAAGAUACAAAAUGGCUGCUUCUGUAAUUGAUUCAAAAAUUUAUGUUUGCGGUGGUUUAAAUAAUUAUACUGCUAUAAAAUCAUGCGAAAUAUAUUCGAUUGAUACAAAUUCUAUAGAAUUUAGUGAACCUAUGAUUUAUGCGAGAUAUGACUUUCAACUAGUUGCAAAUAAUAAUUAUCUAUAUGCUAUCGGUGGAUCAUCUAGUUCAGUUGAAAAAUUUGAUUUAAAAACUGGACAAUGGACUUUAAUUCAAAAUACAAAUUAUCGAAGGACUGGAUUUGGUGCAACAAUAUUAUUUAAUAAUAUAUAUGUUUGCGGUGGAGUAAUGAGUAAAAAUACAUGCGAAAAAUUUGAUUGUAAUAAUAAUAAUAAUGGCACAUGGAAAACUAUUGAUUCAUUAAAGACCGAGCGAGAUAGUUUUCAAAUAAUUAAUUUGAAUAAUAAAAUUUUUGCAUUAGGAUCACGAAUAUCACCUUACGAAAGCACUGUUGAGAUCUAUGACCAUAAAUCUGAUCAAUGGUUUCAAUCGGAUUCAUUGCCGUAUAGAGUUUAUUACCAUUCGGUUGCCGUAUUAUAAUUGUUAUUGAAAUUGACCACAA